CUAGAAUCCCAACUUCUCAAUAAGGUUUACUUCCUUCUCUAAACUCUUAAGUAGCAUCUCUCUCUCUCUCUCUCUCUCUCUCUCUCUCUCUAGCCCACACCCUCACCCUCCACUGCUUUUGAACCUCCUUAUCUCUCCACAAAAUUGUUUACACAGAAACUAGAAAGAAAAAAAAGUAGACACAGGACUCCUCAACAGAGAUUCAAAUCUGUGAGUGGUUAGAACAUCAUUGAGCCAUGGAUACCCUACAGCUCCCAAAGAAGAAAGAGAAAGUUGCAGACAAGGAAGAAGAAGAAGAAGUAGAAGAAGAAAGACCAAAACAGCAAGGGGUAGUAAAAGACAGACAACCAACAAGGCAACAACAGUCAUCCAUCUCCACCACCUCCAGUACUUCUCCAACUUCGGCUUCCUCCUCUCCUUCUCAUGAAUUCUCCUUCACAAUCUCUCUUCAUCCUUCAUCGACCACCACCAUGACACCUGACAAGGCAAACAAGUCCCAUCCGUCGUCAUUCGCGAUCGACCUUUCUCCGGCGGACGACAUUUUCUUCCAUGGACACCUCCUCCCUCUCCAUCUCCUCUCCCACCUCCCCGUCUCUCCUCGUUCCUCCACCAAUUCCUUCGACAGUUUCAAUCUUCCCAUCAAAGAUGUAUUAGAAGAUUCCAAACCCAAAACUAGCAGUAGCAGCAACAGCAGCAGCACUAGUAGCAGCUCCACCUCCACCACCACCACCACCACCAGUGGGACGAAAGGAAGAAGCAAUAAGCUUAAGACUCUUUCUUUAUUUGGACUUUCUAAAUGGCAAAAAGGGUGCGAGGUCAGCGAGAGAGAUGAUGACGAAGCCGCCACCACCGCCGACGACGGCGAGAAGAAAAAGAAGAAGAGGAAAAUAAGAUUUGAUGUGGGUCACAUUCUAAAGAGGUACGUAAGGAUGGUCAGACCACUCUUGCUCUUCAGUAGUGGGAGGAAGGAGAAUAAGCGUCAGCUCCUUAGGCAGCAGCCUCAUUCGUUUUCUGGUAACCUAAGUUGGAGAGGUAAUAACUGUAACCAAGAGAUGAGAAGGGGAAGAAGAGGAGGAGGAGGAGGAGGAGCAGGAGGAGGAGCAGGAGGAGGAUUCUCAGCUCCAGCUUCUAUAAGGACUUCUCCUUCAAACAGUGGCCUUCUUCUUGCAACUGAGAUUCUUCCAUCUCAUACAACUGACAGCACCAUGGAAGAACUGCAUAAUGCAAUCCAAGCUGCAAUCGCUCACUGCAAGAAUUCCGUUGCCAUGAAAGAGGAGAAGCUCAAAUUCUAAGGUUAACUAAUGGGUUCUGAUUAAGAUUUCUUUCUUUAUUUUCCCCCUUUUAAUUUGAUAGUAUGUUCUACCAAAAGAUAGUAUCUUUUUUAUUUUAUUUUCUUCUGUUUUCUCCUUCCACCUCUCUGUAAAGUAUAGGAGAUUGUUAACAUGUAAGAACAUGUAAGGAAGUACAUAAGAAAUCGGAUAUGGGUUACACAGGAUUAUAAUUAUUAUUAUUAUUAUAA
Molecule: messenger RNA, 1519 nt
Organism: Macadamia integrifolia
Lineage: Eukaryota; Viridiplantae; Streptophyta; Magnoliopsida; Proteales; Proteaceae
Product: BRI1 kinase inhibitor 1
Exons: 1
Coding region: 237-1292 (351 amino acids)
Cellular component (GO): plasma membrane
Molecular function (GO): kinase inhibitor activity
Source: RefSeq, a predicted model, not a curated record